This is a messenger RNA of Nematolebias whitei (Rio pearlfish), 1121 nucleotides long. It is a transcript of the gene cenph, whose product is annotated as centromere protein H. Bases 411 to 1121 code for a protein of 236 amino acids. The record is from RefSeq and is a predicted model, not a curated record. Gene Ontology annotation, cellular component: kinetochore; nucleus. Gene Ontology annotation, biological process: kinetochore assembly; mitotic spindle organization; chromosome segregation. Lineage: Eukaryota; Metazoa; Chordata; Actinopteri; Cyprinodontiformes; Rivulidae. Gene Ontology annotation, molecular function: kinetochore binding. The transcript is spliced from 11 exons.
GCUUUGGAGUUGGAUAAUAUAAUAUUUAGAAGCUCUAUUUCUUUUCUCCGACGUGCAUCAAAGAGUCAUUAUGUAAACAAGCGACAGCGACCCAUUUACAGCAGCGAGCACAUUGACAAGAGCAGCGGGAAUAAUUCGCAAAUGCAGAGUUUAUUAGAACCGAGUGCUCACAGAAAAAUGUUUUAAUGUGUUUUAGUGAACAGUUGUAGCAAAUUACUAUCGUAAUAUAAACUCGGAAGAUUAGCGUUAGCUUGACAGAGCGUCGAAGAAACGGACCCCUGUUGCAUUUUUCGACUUAAUUUGAAGCUGUGCAGGAAGAACCCGCGCUAAUGUAACGCUGGAUGACGUCAUCCCUGUGGCCUAAAGGUACUUUCAGGUAAACUGUCCACAAACUGUUGGUUUCUCCACACAUGGACAACAUGGGGAGUCUGAAUCACAUGGUGGAGACUGUGGCGCUGAGUGAUGGUCCUGCUCCUGAGAGCUCCUCAACACAAAAAGAUACUUCACCUACAGACAUGCUGAGAAUAAAACAGCAGAUGUCCAAUCAGUGUUUUGAGAUGGCGGUGCAUGUCAGUGCAGGAAAAAUUAAAAAGUCCUGCAGCACGUUGGAAGCAGAGAGAGACUUGCCAGACUACAUGAGUGAGCUGGAACGAGCAAAAACGGCUCAUUUUAACAGCACGUUGGCACUGCACAGAAUGCAGAUGUGGCACGCUUUAGGAGAAAAGAUGAAACAGAGCGAUCCAGAGGCAGCUGCCCUAAAAGCUGUGAGUGACCGCUGCAUGGCUCUGUGCUCACGGAUAAAACAACUUCAAGAGGAGACAAGAUAUCUUCAAGAUGAAAUUACAGAAAUCCAGAAAAACAGACUUGAGAUGAAACGGCUUACCCACGAGAAGAUGAAAGAGAUGGAAGAACUAACGUCUAAGAAGGAGCACGCAGAUUCAGAAAAAUACAAAGCUGUGUUGGAGAAAGGUCAAGAGAAUCUGGAAAAAUAUAAGAAGAUGGCCAUCAUGACACAAAAUGUUCUCAGGGGCAUCCUGCUGGCCUGUAAAGUCAACUGGCUGGAUGAUCCUAAACUUCGAGACAUUGCCAUGACGCUAGAGGAAUUUCCUAUCUCAGACUAG